AUGGCAAAGCUCAUCAUCUUUAAUGUCGUUCUCGCAUUGUUGAUAGUUGUCGCACCAAUGGUUCUAGCUGAAGUGGAGCUGAGUCCUUCAGCUGAACCAGGGCUUUACAGCUAUGUCGAGCAAUGUGUAGCCGUAACAGGAGCGAGAUGUGGGGAGGAGAUUCUAUAUGGCUCCUUUAUGGGAAAGCCCGUUACUCUUGAAUGCUGUCAAAAACUCUUGCUGAUGGGGAAGGCAUGUGAUGAUGCAUUGAUGAGGGUUGUUCUCGAAUUUCCAGAAUACAAGGGACAUGAAGAAGAAGCUCUGGCAGGGAGCAAUAAACUCUGGGAAAAGUGUGCUCUAGCCGUGCAAGCUGCCUCACCUUCCCCUUCUGACUAA
Messenger RNA from Populus trichocarpa (black cottonwood), 375 nucleotides. RefSeq lists its product as uncharacterized. Bases 1 to 375 code for a protein of 124 amino acids. The record is from RefSeq and is a predicted model, not a curated record. The transcript has a single exon. Lineage: Eukaryota; Viridiplantae; Streptophyta; Magnoliopsida; Malpighiales; Salicaceae.